AUGAGCACCGUCGGCUCGACAUCGACGAACCGCAAGAGCCGGCGUGUGCCUGCCGAGCUGCGGCAGCGCACCGAGAACAGCUGUGACCGCUGUAAGACGCGCAAGCACAAAUGCCGCCGCAUUACGGGCGCCGACUCGGACCGCUGCUGCCACUGCGAAAAGUACGGCUAUGAAUGCAUCGUCACCAAACCACGCAAACCCCGUUUGCCACCGGCAGCAGCGGCGGCCGCUGCUGCUGCCACCGCGACCGGUGUGCUUGUCGAAGCGUACAGUGCGCGCAUGGAGGCCAUGGAGGAGCUGAUCAAGGGGCUGGUGCCAGAGGCCGACGUUACGAGUCUCGAGAGCCUUCAUUGCGUGGGAAGGGAGCUGGGGAUCCCGCUGUCGUCCGAUGCGUCACGGAAUCACAGCCCAGAGCUGACGACUGCUCAAGACCACGAUGCAUCAACGACCAACACACUCCAUGCAUCGAUGUGCGUGCCAUCAGAUUCUGGGAUGCGACGAACACCCAGACGAACGCAGCCGUUGCCUAGCAGAGUCACAAACGCGUUUUAUACAUCGCCACCACCUUCGUCGCCUGCCAUGUCGUCCACGUCGAGCAGCCACAGCGAAGCCCUCGUCCAGGACCGCCAAGGCCAGCAACAGUACAUUGGCCAGGCCAGUUCAUACUACUUCCAGAUCCACCUGCAGACUUUGGUGGGUGGAGGUCGCAGCGCAGAUGCCGGCCAAAUGCAGCUGUUUGGCCCCAAUCCGGUCGACAAGAAGGACGUUCUCCUGCGACAGCACGGGGCAGCGGCAUCACAUGCCAUGCGAGACGCAACGACAUCGCCAGAGGCUGUUGCGGAAUUGGCUACGGAAGAUAUGACAGAUCUCCACCCGCCAGCCAACCGAGUCCGGCGUUUGUCGUCUGGUCGCUGUGGCGCAGUGCAACCAGCAGCUGCAGCAGCCGUUGCAGCAGGAAUGGAGCUGUUGUCAGGGCCGCAGUCAGCUGAGGUGCUUUCCAGCGUCCAUGCGUUCUUCGAGCAUGUCAACACCGACUUCCCAGUUCUGCAUGAAGUCUUGUUUUUGGAAACACUGGAUUUUGUCAUGAAAACAAAGACGCAAUCCGGCCCAGGGACACCCCGAAGGGCAUCUCUUGAUCGGGUUUGGCUGUGUAUCGUGUACUGUGUCAUAAUUCUUGGGCGGCUGCACGUAUCACUCGCCACUCCCACCACCCAUAACCGCACGGACGAUGACUCCGAUGCGCUGUGGCUCUGGGCUCAGAUUGAGGCCCUUCUGCCCACGGUCCUCUUCACCUCUAGCCUCGCCUCCAUCCAAGCCCUCUUGCUCGCCAGCCUGCAUCUGCACAACACUAAUUCACGCGACGUCUGCUGGACAUUGACGGGUGCCGCUCUGCGUCUGGGCUAUGCCAUUGGACUCCAUCGCCCUGGCCUCGUCGACAACGAUACGACGGCCGCAUCCACCCCGCCGCUUCUUCGUGCCAUGCGGAAAACGAUUUGGUGGACACUGUACGCCUUUGAGCAGCUGCAGGUGUCGUCGCAUGACCGACCCAGCGCCGUAGUGAAUCGGCACGUGCAGCCUCUGCCGCCGGCCAGUACGGUGCGAUACGGACACGCCGAGCACGCAAGCCGUCUCACGCUUUUACUGGGACGGGCCAACGCCAUGCCUGAGACCGUACGGACAAACUACGGCGGACCCCUGGCGCCGGCGGUCGCUCUCCUCCGUGACCUGACGCGGUGGCACGCAGCACUUCCGGCUCACCUAUGCAUCGACGCCGUGCGAUAUGCGCCGCCGGGCAUCCAGCGUGCUACAUUGCUUCUGCACAUCCAGUACCACUAUACCGUGUGCCUUGUGGCGCGCCAUGCGUUGCUGUCCCGAUACACGUCGUUGCAAAAGGGAGGACCGAGGUCGGACUCCCCGUUUGGAUACGACGGCGGCAUGCCCAGCGACAGCGUCACAGCACUUACUCUCUCGAGCCCCUGCUCGGCCACGGCCAUUGCGGAUGCCUGCCAGGACUCGGGUCGGGAGGCCAUCGUCUUGCUGCUCCAACUCGCCGAGCUCGGCCAAUUCAAUGCACAGACCGGACUGGAUGUGUACUAUCUGUACUCGGCCACCUUGGUUCUCGUUUUGAGCCUCAUAUGCGACACGGCGCAGCGAAAAGUAUCCGCCGCUUCGGAGACCCGAAGCCUCUUCCAAAAAUCUGCCGAUCUCGCACGGAAGCACCGCGACGAGCGCCAGACGCCAGGCACGAUGCGACGGUGGCUGGGUAUUAUUGGGGAUUUGUAUGGCGGUGUGGCAUCUAAAAGCAGCGGAUCGGCAGAGCCACAGAGAACAUCGUCAGCAAAAGCGCCACGAGACAGCGGCAGCAAGCGCAACUCUUGCGUGGCACAACAGCCGAACGAUGAUCUCGGUCUGCGCCGUGUGCAAAUGCAGCGUCAUACAACGAAUGCAUCUGCUUCUCACUUGGAGCGGCAGUCUCUUCGACCCGACGUGGCUGUUCCCAAUACACUGCUCCCUGGGCCAUACGAUGGCAGUCCUUUAUUUAUUCCACCCGCACCAGACGUGCAGCCAGCCGCUGCCACUCUUGCAUCCGAAUUGGAACUUGAUGUGGCGGCCUUUUCCGGGGGGAGAAUGGACAUGUACGAUGGACGUGCCGACAUUAUCAAUCCGCCUGCCAUCCUACCUCUGGUCCUCGAAUUCUUCAACACCAACAACACCAGCAACGCUAUCGAAAGCACAUUUGGAACCGGUACGGCCGAUUGGAGCUUUGACUACUACAUGUCGGGCAUGUCUGCCGAUUCACAAAACAUGCCGUGGUAG
This is a messenger RNA of Sporothrix brasiliensis 5110, 2817 nucleotides long. RefSeq lists its product as uncharacterized. The record is from RefSeq and is a predicted model, not a curated record. Gene Ontology annotation, biological process: regulation of DNA-templated transcription; DNA-templated transcription. NCBI's taxonomy places the organism in Eukaryota, Fungi, Ascomycota, Sordariomycetes, Ophiostomatales, Ophiostomataceae. The transcript has a single exon. The coding region runs from base 1 to 2817 and encodes 938 amino acids. Gene Ontology annotation, molecular function: zinc ion binding; DNA-binding transcription factor activity, RNA polymerase II-specific; DNA binding.